GAAAAUGAAUAAUUCUAUUGAUUUGUAUGAUGAUAUUCAUCACCAACAUCAAAAUUACCAUCAAAAUCACCAUCAUCAUGAUCAUUGUACAAAACAUCCAUCAUUGACAGGAAAAAUCAUCAAUCAUCAAUCAAUAUUAAUGAUAUUAUUGUUGAUAUUAUCAUCAUCAUCAUUUACAUUAUCCAAAUCGAUGGCAAUCGAUUCUUCAUCUAUCAUAAAUUUUUCUAGUCCAGCCAAUAAUUCAUCAACAACAUUAUUAUUAUUAUCAUCAUUUGAAACAACAACAAUAAAACCUAGUCAAAAUGACAAUGAUGAUUUAACGAUAUUAACAUUUGUUAAAUGGUCAUCCGAUAGUUUAUCAUCAUCAUCAUCAUUAUCAGUUGAUGAUUCUGGAGAAGAUAAUUCUUCAGAGCCGUCGACAAUAACCGAAUUGAUUCCAUCAUCAUCAUCAUCCGAACAUCGCCAUCAUCAACAACAAGCAUUAAUAAUAAGAAAAAAAUCCAUAGAAUCAUCGACAACAACAAAUCAUUUGGAAAUUUGUCAACAAAAAUGUUCAUGUCAUAAACAAUAUGAAUUAGAUUGCCGUUAUCGUAAUGAUCAACAAUCACAAAUUGAAACAAUACCAACAUUUGAUGAUUCGAAUGAUUUGUUACAAAUUAUUGAAAUAAUCGCUUCAAAUCAACCAUAUCUUCGGCGAUUAGAUCGAAAACAAUUAUCACCAUAUGUAAAUAUUGAAAAAUUAAUCAUCGAUAAUAGUGGCCUUGAAUUGAUCGAUGUCGAUACAUUUGUUAAUAAUAUUCAUCUAAAAGAAAUAUCAUUAAAAAACAAUAAAUUACGAACAAUUACAUGGAAACAUUUUGAUGGAUUAAAUCUAUUGGAUCUCAGUUUGGAAAAUAAUCCAUUCGAAUGUAAUUGUCCAUUAUCAAAAUGGAUUGAAAAUCUUGUACAAAAUAAAAAACAUAAUAUACUUGGACCAUAUUGGAUGAAUGUAACUUGUUUAUGGCCGAAUGAUGAUUCGGAACAAUCGCAACAGCCACAAAUUUUAGCUAAUCUUUCAUUCGAUCAAUGUAAAUUUCCAACAAUAAAAAUUGAACCAAAUCAACAGAUUGAAAUUAAUGAAAAUGAAACAGCAAUAUUAACUUGUUUGGCUAGUGGAUUGCCAAGACCAAUCAUUACCUGGAAUACGACAACAAUCGAUUCAAAUUAUACAUUGAUGGAUGUUGAAAUCGUCAAUGAUGAUCAUGAUGAUGAAACCACAAACAUUAUUGGAGAAUCAGAAUCGAAAUUAAUGACAGUCAAACAAACACUUCGUUUGGAUAAUGCCCAUAUCGAUGAUAAUGAUCAUUUCGAAUGUCAGGCGGAAAAUUCUGUGGGAAAAAUUUCCGAAAAAAUUUCCAUAAAUAUUCAUUCUGCACCUAAAAUUGUUUCAAUGAAAUUACAACGAAAAUUUUAUUUAAAUAUUGUAUUUCGUAUAAAAGGUAUACCAUAUGCAAAAACAGAAUGGUUUAAAAAUGGACAACCAUUAGAAUUACAAUCGAAUGAUGAUUUUCAUGAAUAUCAAAUUGAUCAUCGGUCAUUUAUUGAUGGUCAUCUGGAAAUACGAAAACAAUCACAAUCAAAUAUCGGUGAAUAUACAUUAGUAGCAACAAAUGAUUAUGGUCAAAUGAAACGUUCGAUUAAUGUUACAUUUAAUCAAGAUUUUCUCUCACCAGCAACUACAUUUCCGGCUGUAUCACAAUUUAAUAAUCGACAACAACAACAACAACAAAAUGAUAAAAAUAAUCCACCAAUAAUAUCACCGAUGAUACCAUCGAAAAUAUCAAAUAUCGAUAGUAUCGAUAAAUCGGAUUCGAAUGUCAAUGAAAAUAAUGACGAUGAUUAUAACGAAGAUGAUCAAAACAAUGAUGAUGACAAUAAGAAAUUUAAUCUUUCAACAAAUUUUCUAUUGAGCAGUUUAUUGAUAAUAUCAUUAUUUGUUAUAUUUAUUUUGGGUAUAUUAUAUCGUAAUCGAAUAAUUGGUUGGAAAUUGAAAUCAAUCGAUCAUCAUCGAUCAUGGGAAUCGGCAAUCGAUAUCAAUCAUAAUCAUCAUCAUCAUGAUCAUCAUCAUCAAAAAUUUAAUGAACAAUCAUCAUUAAAAUUAUUAACAACAACAUUACCAAAUUGGUUGAAUAGAAAAUUUCGAUUGAUACGUGCAAGACAUACAAAUAAUCGUCAUCGAACAUCAAUUCGUCGACGUUUACCGGAUAGCCGUGCAACAAUGUUGUAUUAUAAUAAUAAAAAAAAUCGUAAUAAUGGUCAACAUCAACAAUUCGAUACGAAUUCAACUAUAAUCCUUAAUUCAUCGUCAGCUGAUUCUACGAUUAACAAUAAUAAUAAUAAUUUAUUUACGAAAAAAACCUCAUAUCGUCCCGAAAAUGAUCCAAUUGCAAUUAUGAUUAGUAAUAAACAACAGGUGAAUCGAUCGUUGGUUGAAAAUUUUGUCCAAAAUCCAAAUUAUUUUUCUGAAACGCAACAACUUUUGAAAAAUUCCGCAAUUUGUCAUAUCAGUACGGAGAAAAUAAAUUUCAUACGAGAAUUAGGUGAAGGUGCAUUUGGCCGAGUGUUUUUAGGUACAGUUGAUUAUUUGACUGUUGAUGAACCAACAACAAUGGUUGCCAUAAAAAUGUUGAAAGAAACUGCACAGGCAAAUUAUUCCGAUUUACGUGAUGAAUUUUCACGUGAAGCUGAAUUCUUGGCGAAUUUGAUUCAUCCAAAUAUUGUUACAUUUUAUGGUAUUUCGAUGGAUGGUCCUACAUUAAUGAUGCUAUUUGAAUAUAUGGAAUAUGGUGAUCUGAAUAAUUUUCUUCGUGAACAUGAUCCAUUUCAUUCGAACCAUUCUGCCAUCACCAACAACAACGAUAAUAACAAUGAUGAAACAAAAACACGAUUAAUCGAUCCAUUAUCAGCUGUUAAUAGCCGUAAAAUAAGACCAUUAGAAUUGAUAGAUUUACUUUAUAUUGCAACACAAAUUGCAGCUGGUAUGGAAUAUUUAGCAUCACAACAUUUUGUACAUCGUGAUCUUGCCACACGAAAUUGUUUGGUUGGUGUUGGUUUUAUAACAAAAAUCGGUGAUUUUGGUAUGUCACGUGAUGUUUAUGCUACUGAUUAUUAUCGGGUUGGACGUGAUGUUCUUCUACCAAUACGUUGGAUGAGUCCCGAAUCAAUAAUGUAUCGAAAAUAUACUGUUGAAAGUGAUUGUUGGAGUUUCGGAAUUCUAUUAUGGGAAGUAUUAACAUAUGGUAAACAACCAUGGUAUGAAUUUACUAAUUUGGAAGUAAUACAAAAUGUAACACGGGGAAAAUUAUUAUCACCACCGGAUAAUUGCCCAUUGGAAUUAUAUAAAAUAAUGUUAGAAUGUUGGCGUUUUAAACCUAAUGAACGUAUUGCUAUUAGUUCGGUUUAUAAAAUAUUACAAAAAUUAUUACAAACAUAUAAAACAAUGGAUCCAUUGAAUAUACCGAUUGUUGAUAAUGAUAAUAAUCAUGGUAAUAAUAAUCAUCAACAACAACAACAACAUAAUCUUCAGCAACAACCAGAUUUACCGAUUAUUAUUAUACCACCAUCGGUACCAUUAAUGGCAAAUAAAAUGUAUUUUGAACGACAACCUAGUCAACAGGAAAAUGAUGAUGAUAAUGACGAUGACGAUGAUGAUGAUGAUGGUAAUGGUGGUAAAGAUGAAGAUAAUAAUAACGUCAAUGAUUAUGGUGAUAUUACCAUUGUUGCCGAUAAUUUGAAAACAAAUGAUGGUGAUAAUAAUACGCAUCAUCAUCCGAUCAUUUCCUACCUAAAAUUAAGCCACUAAAAAAACUUUGAAUUUUUUUUUAAACAGUAUUAUUCAUCAAACAUCCAACAUAAUGAUUUUUCUCUCCCGGUGCCUUUGUGUAUAUCUCUCAACAAGUA
Molecule: messenger RNA, 3939 nt
Organism: Dermatophagoides pteronyssinus (European house dust mite)
Lineage: Eukaryota; Metazoa; Arthropoda; Arachnida; Sarcoptiformes; Pyroglyphidae
Product: BDNF/NT-3 growth factors receptor-like
Biological process (GO): positive regulation of neuron projection development; positive regulation of kinase activity; positive regulation of phosphatidylinositol 3-kinase/protein kinase B signal transduction
Cellular component (GO): plasma membrane; axon; signaling receptor complex
Molecular function (GO): ATP binding; transmembrane receptor protein tyrosine kinase activity; neurotrophin receptor activity
Source: RefSeq, a predicted model, not a curated record